AUAAUAGGGUGUCACGUGCAUAUAUUGUAAUAAUGAUAUAGUAUAUAGUGAGGUGCAGCGUCCUUGUUCUUGUUCUCAUUGUUAACAUCGAUCACAUUGCAGUUCAAGCUUCAAAGAUGGAAGAAGCUACACAGAGGUAUGCAGUUGUGACUGGAGCUAAUAAAGGAAUUGGAUUAGAGAUAGUUAAGCAGUUAGCUUCAGUUGAUAUCAAGGUUGUGCUAACAGCAAGAGAUGAGAAGAGGGGUCUUCAAGCUUUGGAAACACUCAAGGACUCAGGUUUAUCUGACCUUGUGGUUUUUCAUCAACUAGAUGUGGCUGAUGCUGCAAGUGCAGCAUCUCUGGCAGAUUUUGUCAAAUCCAAAUUUGGGAAACUUGAUAUUCUGGUGAACAAUGCAGGAAUUGGUGGAGCUGUAAUUAAAGACAAUAAUUUAUACAACUUAGCUAUCUUUAACAUUGUGGAGUUAUCAGAAGAUGAGCAGAAUAAGGCAAUCCCUCAAACAUAUGAGUUAGCUGAAGAAUGCUUGCAAACAAAUUAUUAUGGUGCUAAAAUCACUACUGAGUCCCUUCUACCUCUCCUACACUUAUCUGAUUCACCAAGAAUUGUGAAUGUAUCAUCCUCCUUGGGGCAGUUAGAGUGUGUAAAAAAAGAAUGGGCUAAAGGAGUCUUUAGUGAUGUUGAUAAUCUUACAGAAGAGACAGUGGAUGGAGUAUUGAAAAGGUUUCUGAAAGAUUUCCAACAAGGUUCAUUAGAAAGCAAAGGUUGGCCUAAGAUUUUCAGUGCCUAUAUUGUGUCUAAAGCUGCUAUGAAUGCCUAUACAAGAAUUCUUGCCAGGAAAUACCCCACUUUCUGCAUCAAUAGUGUUUGCCCUGGAUUUGUCAAGACAGAUAUAACUGCCAAUAAUGGCUUGUUAACUGUUGAAGAAGGUGCUGCUAGUCCUGUAAGGCUAGCACUGUUUCCUAAUGGAAGCCCAUCUGGCCUCUUCUAUCACAGGGGUGAAGUGUUACCCUUUUGAUGGGUAAUAUAUUUUUAUGGAUUGAAGACAGAUUGCAUUUUGAUUAGUAUUUUAAUUUUUGGAUUGAAGUCAGAUUGCAUUGAAAA
This is a messenger RNA of Lotus japonicus, 1099 nucleotides long. RefSeq names its product (+)-neomenthol dehydrogenase-like. Gene Ontology annotation, cellular component: membrane. The record is from RefSeq and is a predicted model, not a curated record. The transcript has 5 exons. NCBI's taxonomy places the organism in Eukaryota, Viridiplantae, Streptophyta, Magnoliopsida, Fabales, Fabaceae. Bases 117 to 1013 code for a protein of 298 amino acids.